AUGUCCCUACAGGCGAAAAGGCAUCUGAGCUUUUUCCGCAGAGCCACUGGGGGGUCGGGUGUGGACAUGGGACCAGUCAAGGUCCCUGACUGGGACUCGAUUUUUGUGGACGGGUGUGAGAGUGGGGACGGAAUGUGGUUGGAUGUCCCCCACAUCAGGAUGGUUGUGGGGUACUUAGGGUGUGCGGAGUUGCCCGCUGCCACAGGCCCCACGGAGGAUGUUGUCCGGUCCUGCCUGAGACGCCUGUGGACUGAGCACACGGUUCGGUCACUGGUCCUGGUGGAAGCUGUGCCUGCGGGAGUCCGGGUGCGCGGUGACUCGGGAGCUGUGCUAGCCAGCUACCUCGCCGAAACACUGGUGUUCAGCGCCAUCUGCCCUGAUGACGGCCGGUUCUUUGGACUGGUCGCUGCACCUGUGGAGAACAGACCGAGGACCUCCUGCCAUGCGUUUGCUGUGGACCCUGAACUAUGCAGCCACAAAGCCCAUCAGGAUGUUGCUAGGCGCUUCUGUUUGGAGUGCACCCCGACGCCCGUAUUCGAUGGCUGCCUGGAGUUUCCCUCGACAGUGCAGCGCCUCCUGCAACUGUUUCUUCUACUCCAGCAAGACAUUCAUGAGUCUGUGGAAAUGGAUCAGCCCCGGGCCUUUCCCGAUACACACCCAUACACUGACUGCGACAGUGGGAUUGGCAACCUCGUUACAGAGGACCCCAGUGAUAGGGUCCUCCUGGUCAACCUGGAGGGCAGCCCCAGUAGACCAUGUAAUAGCGUGAACACAGUAAACUGCUUUGGCUUCUCCCGGAAAGUGGCCUUUAAUCUUACCGGGACCCUUUCAGAUGGAGCAGUGACCAAGAAUAGUGACCGGCAAUGUCAUCUGGGAUCCACAGAUGUAAAUCGCAGAGAGAAGCCACGACCCAUGAGCCAAAGCACUGGAAAUCUUGCAGCUGAAGAAGUGGUUUGGAAGGAGAAACGGGCCAAAACUUUCUUUUUCCCAGACAGAUCAGUCGGAGAGCUGACCGGCGGAAAGCAGAGCAAAUGUGGGAAGAGGAAGCGGUCAAGGUUUGGAGCUUUGGGAGUGGCAUUUCCCUUCCCUCGUCGCUCUGUUGGCCAGCCCAAGCUCUUGAGUCUGACCCGUUCCUUGGAUGACCUGGAGCUUUCCAGCACCCGAGUCGGCAGUUCCUUCGACUGCUUCCUCCCUCCUGCCUCUUGCCGACCGCCCACACAACCUGGCCAGGGCCCCAGCCCGACAAGCGCUGUCCACCGGCUUCUCCUCCUCCGAGGAAUGGUUCUGCAAUCGCCCACGCUCCCCCUCCUCCAGAGGACCAUUCGCCACUCUGCUGCUCCCUCUGCUUCUCAGGCCAUGCAGACGUGGAGGUGA
Molecule: messenger RNA, 1374 nt
Organism: Scleropages formosus (Asian bonytongue)
Lineage: Eukaryota; Metazoa; Chordata; Actinopteri; Osteoglossiformes; Osteoglossidae
Exons: 3
Coding region: 1-1374 (457 amino acids)
Biological process (GO): regulation of G protein-coupled receptor signaling pathway; spindle organization; cell division
Cellular component (GO): nucleus; cytoplasm; plasma membrane
Molecular function (GO): GTPase activator activity
Source: RefSeq, a predicted model, not a curated record